AUCUUGAAUUCAGUUCUCGAUGGUCGCUCGCCGGUGAGGAGUUACGCCGUGUCUCCUGCACUUCGCCCCGUAACUCAAAACUUUUCGGCUCGUAAACUGUAAAAAACACAAUUGUUUCUAUUCAAAAUGUGAAAUGUUACGCGCUUACUAGCAGUUCCGAUAGUAAUCAGUUCCAAAUUGUAGAAGUUUUCAGUUUAUCCGCGAUCGGCGUUGGGAUUCGGGUUUGUUUACAUUCACAUUCCGGUAACCUAAAAGUGUGUUCGGUUGCGAACGGAUUCGGAUACGAUGCUCUAAACUUGGAUACAGUGACCUCAACUUGGAUGUACGGUGUCUGGUAGUGUGACUCGAGUUUUCACCUGGAAACUGAGUGUGUGUCUCGCCGGGUGUUUGAGUGUUGUGUUUUAUGCCCUCGUUUCGAAGUUUGACAUGUGAGAUCAGAAUGUGUCACGAUGCAUCGUUACUUCAGAAUUUCCAUCAUCCUGCUGGCUGUCUUCGUGUUCCAGCUGCAUGUGUUUGGACUCGACGCCGAAAAUGAAGAGGGCGAGUCGAUGAGCCUGGAGCCGAUGUACGACCGGAUGACGCGGCACCGGUCGAUCAAGCGAGUGCCGACCAACUACAGAGGGAAGCUGGGCGUCCGGUGGCGGAGGCAGAACGAGCGCGGGGUGGGCGCCGGAGCGGGCGUCGGUGGGCGCCUCAAGAAAACGGCCGCCGCCCACCAGAACGGCCACGGCCCGCCGCUACCGCCGCUAGACGACGAGGCGCCCCCGGAGAUGAUCUACCUCAACUCAAACGCCAGCGCUCUCUACCACUCCAAAGAGAAGCAGAACAAAAUCGGCAAAAACUUCCGCUCGUGGACUGAGAUCGAGAGCCGCGAAGAACAAACGGAGUCAAAGAACGUUGUCGUCAAGUCCCGGGAAUCCGCCUCCAUGGAGACAAAGGAGGCGGUCUCCAGCGAGAAGUUGGACGACACGGAGACGCUCGGCUGCGAAGGGCUCGAGCUUUGUUCCGGCGAGGUGCCCACCGCACGUCGAGCCCCGGACCCGCCCACCUCGCGGGACAAACUCGCGGACCCGACUCCCAAACGGAAGGAGCGCCUUCUGUCGACAAGAGAGCGCAACACCACCGAGGUCACACCCGCACGCCACCGAGGCUCCAUCGUCCCCCUGUUCCACACCACCGAAUCCUCGCCCGGCUGGGAGGGCCGCAGCAAGAAACGCCGCAUCUCCAGCACGAUACCCACAUCCGUCUCCACGGAAGUCUUCCCGCAAACGAUGUCCUACUCGCUCUACAAUCAUUUCCGGCCGAUCGACCAGGAGGUGCCGCAAGAAGCCAUCAUGCCGUUCUUAGAUUUCGGCCGCAAGUUGGCGCCUCCUAGUGGAGUGAACUCCUUGGAGAUCUCUCCAGAACGGGCGAGGCGGCCCUCCUCGACGACCGCUCGGACGGAGGACGACCUCCACGACGAGAUGGACGUCACGCUGGACCGGAAGGCCGUCGAGCGGAAUUCAGCGCCGAAACUGCGCGUGCGCUCGCGAGGCUCCAGUAUCGCCGGUCUCUUCCGCAAGGCUGCGGCACCGUCGCCCGUGCUCGCAGCCGCGAGAAUCGACUGCGCCAAAAUCCUGAAGCGACGAACGUUCCAGCACACCGACGAGUACAAGCAGUGCCUCAGCAUGGAGCCCGUCACCGAUAAUGAAACCAGUACGGACGUGCAGGCGUCCAAUCACAAGUACUCCGACGAUAACGAGCCUCCGAAAGUUUCCAGCGUGUACGAGAUUGUGAACAUUAGUAAUAAGUCCAAGUCUGACGACAAGCUUUACCAUUACGAGGUAGAACCGUCUACGACGAAUUCUAGCGAGGCGCCCCACGCGGCAGAGGUGACCUCCGGGUCGGAGAUCUCCACCAGGGUGACGUCGCUGACCUCCUCGACCCCAAGACGCGACACCACCACUCGUGCCGCCUCGCGGAGUCCAGGGGCCACCGAGAGGAGCUUCGGUCGCACCUCCACAACCGUGGUCACGGGGAAACCGGCCUCAGCGCGCACGGCAGAGACCCCUAGCGGCGAGCAGACGCAACGCAGCUACCUCGAUAGUUCCUUGCUGCGGACUUCCGUCGAUCCAAUGCUUACCGCAUCACACCAAAGAGAUACGCCAAAGACGACACCCUCGCCUCAGCCAGAGGUGACUGAAGCGAUUGAGAGUGAGGAUAAUUUCACGUCCGUCGUGUAUGAGAUCCACGCAACGCCGGAUAAUGUGACCCCGCCGCAGUACUUCUUCCGGGAGCAGACUACGGACCCGCCGCAGUUGACGACGACGAAAUAUCCGUUCCCUGCCGUGGUGAACGCGAAGAACACCACGGUUCUUCAGCCCCUGGAGGAGGCCGGACCCAUAUAUCCUGAUGGUCUUGGCACUUUCACGUAUGUGCUCGCGUUCAUCGCCAUGGUUCCGCUUAUUCUGGGAGCUGUUGUCGUUGCCAGGCUUAUACUAGGAUACAAUAAAAAGAAGGUAUUCGAUGGUUCGGAGUAUUCAUCCGAAUACAACAGAAGUCCCCUAGAGAUUAACGGACUGGUGACGUCAUCUCCUAUGACCACGAAACUUCCAAGAGUACCGCAGCAUUUAGGUUGGGAAAUGGAGAAAACUGGCGGACUGACGAUCGUACCUACACCGAGCUCGAAAUGGGAGUUCCCGCGGGAAAAACUUCGCCUACAAACGGUCCUUGGACAGGGCAACUUCGGGCAGGUGUGGAAGGCGGAGGCUGACGACCUGAGUGGACACGCGGGUCUCACACGAUUGGUGGCGGUCAAAACGGUCAAAGAGGGCGCCUCGAGCAAGGAGCGAGAAGACCUCCUUCGGGAGUUGGGCAUCAUGCAAGACCUCGGCUCCCACCCAAAUGUGGUUCAACUUCUUGGCUGCUGCACUGAAAAAGAGCCUUAUCUCUUGAUAAUGGAAUAUGUUAUGUACGGAAAGCUUCUGUCAUUCCUGCGAGACCAAAGAACCAGAGCUCAAUAUUACAAUUUCUCCGAUAAUGGGGAAAAUUUGACCUCUAGAGAUUUAACAGUAUUUGCUUACUGCGUUGCCAGGGGCAUGGAUUAUCUUGUUUCCAAAGGCAUCAUCCACCGAGAUUUAGCUGCAAGGAAUGUUCUUGUAGACCAUAACAAAUUAUGUAAAAUAGCAGACUUUGGAAUGUCCCGUAAUGUGCGAGACACCGGGCAAAUUUACGAACAAAGACACAGCAGAGGCGCGCUACCAAUCAGAUGGAUGGCUCCAGAAUCGCUCCACUAUUCUUUAUUCACUCACAAGACUGAUGUAUGGAGUUUUGGAAUCCUAGUUUGGGAAAUCGUCACUUUAGGUCUGACACCAUACCAGUCAAUGGAAGCGAGGGACGUGAUGCGGCGAAUUCGGACCGGUUAUCGUUUGGAGCGACCGUCUCACUGUCGCACAGAGCUUUACCAAGUGAUGGUCGACUGCUGGCGAGCCAACCCCGCAGACCGACCCACCUUUGCAGAACUGAAGAAGGCCCUCUGCGCACUGUUGGAAAACAAUGAGUACGAGGGAAACUACGUUGACCUAGAGAGCCUCGCAGAUGAGAUGCACAGGCAAGGAUGAAACAAUCGCCACUUUCCUCGUUAGGCGGUAAUCGGGAUUUCCACGGUCGCCGUUAACGGGUCCUAAAGUGUUGUAGACUCGUUCGAUUUUGUUGAGUCCUGUGGGAAUCACAGGGAAGCCACUAUGCCUGAAGACUUUUGAGUAUAGGAGGUUUCCCCUCUCUCCCCUCGCCUUGUCACCCGGAGACAAUCUUAAGCAUUCAACCGACUUGUCCUGGUGGAUCCCCUCGUUAAGGCCACCUAGUGAAACAGAUUUUGUAAACAAAAUUUCUAAUUACAAUAUAACAUUUUUUUGAGUUUUCUGUUAUAUUAGUCGAUUUUAUGAGACUUGGCUAUGGGUUUAUCGCCCACUACCUAGAUGAGACUUCGCUAUAAGUUUAUCGCCCACUAGAUGAGACUUUUAAGGAAAGGACAAACGAUGUCAAUUUUUACUGUAAAUUACCAACAACAUUAUUUUUUCAUGAAAAGUAAAGAAGUUUCCGUGAAAUAUAAGGUUGGUUCAUACAUGUUAAAUACACCAGCGAUCGUGAUCAGACAAAACUAUUUUGAUUAGAGUUUUGUCAAAUGCAGCAUCCAAAUUUUGUGUAGACAAAGGGACAACUCAGUCAACUGAGUCACGACAUCGUAAGGUUCGACAAAGGUCCACUUUACCUUCUUGCUGCAACGUGUUUGGUCCCUCAAAAAGAUGCCCCUUUCUCUGAAAACUAGGGAAUGGACCACUAGGCGACAUGCUACAGUACGUCAAAGGUGCAAAUUGAUGUAUGUACUCUCUGAUGUAUGUUUUUCUUCAAAAUUUUAAGUGAAACAUAAGCCAAUGAUGUCAAUGAUCGAACCAGGCAAGCAAAUCUACUGUGAUUUAUUUGUAUAUAGUUAUUUUUAGUUUCAUUUUUAGUGUAAAAUAUUCAUCGUGGGAAAAGAUGAUCAAUUCUUGAGAAAGCUCGAAUUUAGAAGUUUAUUAAAAGGAUAGGCGUAUGCCACCAUAAAUACGUAGUCUACUGUCAGAGGAUUUUUUUUUUUUUUUUUUUUUU
This is a messenger RNA of Bemisia tabaci, 4626 nucleotides long. Lineage: Eukaryota; Metazoa; Arthropoda; Insecta; Hemiptera; Aleyrodidae. The record is from RefSeq and is a predicted model, not a curated record.